This is a messenger RNA of Gamsiella multidivaricata, 666 nucleotides long. RefSeq lists its product as uncharacterized. The record is from RefSeq and is a predicted model, not a curated record. NCBI's taxonomy places the organism in Eukaryota, Fungi, Mortierellomycota, Mortierellomycetes, Mortierellales, Mortierellaceae. The annotation marks the transcript as partial. The transcript is spliced from 2 exons.
AUCCGUUCUAGCCCUUGUCUCUUGUCCCCUGCCUCUCGUGUUCCUACCUCGUGUCCUCUUGUUCCUGCACUUGUUCCUUCCUUCCUUUUGUUGCUAUUACACGGUAGCUUCGUGGUGUCAGCAGAUUCCGAUCUGUUGAUAUAUCCGUCGGUCACCAAGGUUUUGCGGCCGAUCUUCCACGGCCUGGCCUAUGCAUUGUAUACCAAGGAGAGUGUUACCAAUGCACUUCACGUCCCCAGCGCAGACUAUGUGACGUUACUGGGCAUCGUGUCCAAGAACGACUAUACCGAGAACAUUCCCGGCCUUGGAAUAGUUCGCAACUUGGAGAUCAUCCGCGCUCUACCCCAGUCGCCCGAUAUUAGCCAUAUGCUCGAUGCUUACAGAUUCAUGGCAGCCAUCAAAACCCACGAGGUUAUCGACCAGGGCCGAUUCAAGCCAUCGGAAGACAUCUUUUUGGAUCUCGAGGAGAAAGUGCUCCAACUGCAGCCAGGAGAUGAGGCCGCCGAUGAAGACAUGCUCGGCUUUGAUUUCAACAGUGCAGAACCGCAGUUCCAGCACCUCAAGCUGCAGCGAUUUGCCGUCGCUGCAUAUCAGCAUGCGAGUAGAAUAGAAGAUAUCAAGUUCUCUAACACCUUUUGCAUGGCGAUGUAUGCGUAUAUUUACUAG